CCGAUGCCGCGUCUGAAAGGGUCCAUGCUUGGCUGGCUUUAAGGAAGCUGCUGGUCCGCCCGGUCGGCAGUGGGAGCGGAGCGGAGCGGAGGGGGACGGUGAGAGAGCUGCAGGCGGUGAGAGAGAGAGCUGGUGACGGACACAGAGAUAUCUCCACGACGGCGUCUCUGAUGCAGUUAUGAACACAGUCUCACUGUAGACGUGGCUUCGUGUCAUAUCCAGAUUGAACAAUGUGAUUGUGAUCGGAGGCAGCUGCACUCCAAUGGUCGAGGACCUCACCUCCCUUCACUAGAAUGUACUUGAUGAAUGUACCUCCUGUCGCAGCGACGCAAACAGAAUGGAGAACAUGUGGCCCGCCUGGAGGCUAUAGCCUUCCAAUCUGCUUCAAUGACUCUGACACCGAGUUGUCCACCAGAGGCACACCUAUCUCAGAUAAGGUCCAGAUGAUCAUAGAGAGCCUUAGGAGCACCCAGUCCUCACUCGAGAUGGGCGACGAGAUGGAGGUUAACGUGCCAACGGGACAGGAAGGUCAUCCCCAAGUCUGCAAGGUUGCAAUGGGCUCUUAUGUGGGAGCCAAGUCCAAAACGAAAGGUCCCACUGAAAACCAACGGGCAGAUGUUUCCUCCCCAGUCAACCACGAGAGCAGUGACUCUGACAGCGAUGAUUCUGUGGACAGAGGAAUCGAGGAGGCGAUACUGGAAUACCUGAAGGAAAAGGAUGAUCACAAACGCAAGGCGGAACCGUGCUUCACCUUUCUCCAAUCAUCCAAGAUUCCCAGGAAAAGCCCUAGUGUUCCUGAGGUUUCCAAACAGAACUCUGACAGCAAUACAUUUUUGAUCGCCAGUAGCCAGCUUCCAAAAAGUGUCAAAGCUGAGACUCCCACAGCAGCCGCUCUUAUACCUAUAAAAAUGUAUAUCAAAAACAAGGCCUUACUAAAUGACAACACAGUUAAGAAAUUGGAUUCAAAUAAAAGUACAACAACCAAAAGUUUAGUCUUGCCCAGAGAGCAGACAAAGAGCCCCUCUACAACAGUAAGCCUCCUCAACAAAGUCAUGUGCCCGGUCACAGUUAAGGUGGAGGAAGACUCAAAUGAUUCCAGUAGUGAUGACGGCAUUGAGGAAGCCAUUCAAAGAUACCAGCUAGAGAAAAAGGAGCAGCAGAACAAAAGGGAAACGUUCAGUCCACGUGUAUUCAAAGAGGAGUCUGACUCCACUAGUGAUGAUGGGAUUGAAGAAGCUAUCCGCUGCUACCAGCUUGAGCAACUCAAGGAGAAGAGCGUCCUGAAACCAUUCUUACACAAGCAAAAACCCUUUACUAAAUCAUUAACACAUGCAGUUGGAAGUACAAGCACGGAAAACAUGAAGAAACACAGACUGAGAAAGAAAAGGAGCAGAGCAGAGAAAGAAGUGAAAUCUGUUCAACCUCCUCCUCCAUCUGUUUUCAUCCCCAAGAACACACUUUCAGAGAGCUCCAAGGGUAAAGGAAAUGGAUUGCUUUUGUUUAAAGUAGAAGGUUUUAAGGAGCAACCUACCCCUCCAAAGGUUAAUACAAGUGCAGAGCUCAUGUGUGCCGAGGCGAUACUGGACAUUUCAAAAACCGUCAUGCCUGGGCCCUUCCAUCAUAGUGUUAGCCUUAGCAGUUGCACCCCCACCGAAUCCUCCUUGCAAUCUUCGCCUCCUGACAACUGCCCAGAUGAAGAAAGUGAUGGCAGCUCCAUUGAUAGUGAAGAUGGGAUAGAGCAAGAAAUCAGGAAAUUUCUUGAGCAGAAGGCCCAAAUGCAAAAACAGCCGCCCACCGCUACGACUCCAGAGCCUCAAUGUGUUAAUGAAGCGGAGAAAGUGAAAGCAAAACAAGCUGCAACACAAAAGAAACCUCCAAGAUUGUCUUUGACACAGAGAAGAAAACACAAAGCGGAGAACUCUAGCAUUUCCAACACGUCAGGAGCAGAUGAUGUUCUAGAAACAGCCACUAAACCUUCACCUGAGCACGGAAAAGAAUCCAGCACAUCGGUAUGUUCCCAGAGAAGUCAAACACACCCAAUAGCUGGAUCACGCAAGACGGAGCAAAGUGGAGACAAAAGCAGCUCGCUUGACAGUGACGAGGACCUAGACACCGCUAUAAAAGACCUGCUCAAGACAAAAAAGAAGUCAACGAAAAAAACAAGAGACUUAAAGCGGAAAUCGAGGAUGUGCCUCAAGGAUGGAGAACCGCUGCUGGGAAAUGCUUUAAAAAAGUUGAAACCUGAUCCUACGUCCAAGCACAGUCCUUUGAAAAAAGUAGAAAAGAGUAAGGAUGACAUGAAAGACAGGUUUGGAUUGAGUAAAAAGAGCAUUUCACAACAUAAGCAAACUAAUAAGAGUAAAGAGCAUGAUGUGCAUGAAGAUGAAGCUCAAGAGACCCUGUUGCCGCACAAUACUCAGACUGCUCUUGAGAUAAAGGAAGACAGCAGUUCAGUAGACAGCGACGAUAGCAUCGAGCAAGAAAUCCAAAGGUUUCUGGCUGAAAAGGCCAAAGUUUCCACCACUGAGAAAAGUAAAGAUGGAGAUGUAUCGAGGAAUGGUACUGUCGUGGUUUGUGCAGCACUCCGAGAUGAAGACAUGAAACAGGAAAAUCAGCUGGCUGAAAUUCCAAGAAAAAGUCCUCUCUCUGGACAAUCUCCUCUUCCAACGCCACAGAGUUUGCUGCCAGACAUCGCUACGGUUGGUGCACAAUCACGUCUGUCGUCGGUCCAGUCCUGCAGCCCCAGUCUUCUGGAGCCAGCAGACGGCGCGGGGUCUGCUAGAACUGAGCAAAGGAGGCCUAGCUCUGGGAGAGGGGACGUCCAGGAUGUCACCCCACAGGUGGAGAGAGUUCAGACAGUUUUUAGUCCGAACAUUGCUCAUUCUCGCUCGGAGUCAAACAAGUGGCGCCAGAGCCUCGGACUCCCCACGGCUGACACCAGGCCUCUCAGUCGACCUUCAUUCCAUAUCACCUCAUCUAAAAUCAGCAACAUUGCAGCAGCAACUGCACCAUAUCAAAGCGGGGGGCCCAAACCACAGACUCCAGUCACUGUUUGGUCCUCUGCAAGGACCAGCAGAGCACCUUUCCCCUGCUCUACAGAGACUAAUGUAAAUACCACGUUCAGAUCCCCCGUUUUGAAUCAUUUCUCUACUGCCAGGCUGCAUCCAAGGAUGUCAUUUGCACGGAGUCUUGCACCCGGCCACAGGUCCCAGUGCCCUAUAGAAGGAGAGACAGAGAGUAUGGUGCAUAUGUCUAAGGACAAGAGUGUGUUUGUCGAACUGGAAUCUAAUAGGACCAACCACGUCCAGGUUCGAAGCAGGGAAAGGAGCGAGGGAAAGGAGAGAGCGGACUUGCUAAGUGAGAAAAAAAGAGAAGGCGAGAGCAUGAAGAUAGACGAUAAAGAAGUACAUCUAGAAAGAACAGAGGAAGAAUUUAUAGAUGAGGCAGAUUGUGAGUCAGGCAACAGGAGAAAUCCAGAGAAGAAGCAGGGCUUUUCCACAUUGUCUUUGUCCAGUGCCAUUGAGCCUGGCAUCAGCUUCAGACCUUGCAUAGCUCUUACCACAGAGGAGAGAAGCAGGAUGUUCAACAGGAGGUACCUGGCUGAAAAAUACAAGAAGGGGCUGCCUUCUCACCGUAGCGCUCCAUCGCAAAGCAAGGCUGUGCAACGUGUCAAAAGAAAGCUUCAGUUCAUUCCAGUCAACAGAUUAUUCUCAUCUUUUUCAGGAGAAAUGAAGCACCCAGCCACCACAGCAUAACCAAGAAUAAAACGUCAUUCUGAAUUUGAAACAUGGAUGUAUCUCACGUUUGAUAUUACAGCAUGUGGGUUGUUGAGUAGUUUGCACUUUUUCAAGUGCUGUUUAUGUAUUGCCUCCUGUUAGAUUUGAUGUUGCAGGCACGUGGUAUUGGAUUUUCUUUUGGUAUUUAUUUAUUUUUGCCAUGUUUUGUUGUAAAUUACAUAUUAAUGAGAUUCUCCAAAAUAUAUAACAAUAAAUGGAAGUUCACUUUUUUUAUUUUAUGUAGUCAAUGAAGGGCAUUAACUAAGAACUAAAUCCACAUGUAAAGUUUACUGGUGUCAAUUCUUCUUUAUAAUACAUCUGUUGUUUAUGUGAAGACAUUUGUUCCAUAUCAGAAGGUAUUAACAUACAUUUUGUUAUACAUUAUUGUAGCUAAAUAACACGAGAGCGUUGUGUUGUAUUCCUCUUUCAAUAAAGUUGUGAAGCUGAAAAUAA
Messenger RNA from Sebastes umbrosus (honeycomb rockfish), 4229 nucleotides. It is a transcript of the gene ppp1r26, whose product is annotated as protein phosphatase 1, regulatory subunit 26. Lineage: Eukaryota; Metazoa; Chordata; Actinopteri; Perciformes; Sebastidae. Bases 294 to 3755 code for a protein of 1153 amino acids. Gene Ontology annotation, biological process: negative regulation of phosphatase activity. The transcript has 5 exons. The record is from RefSeq and is a predicted model, not a curated record. Gene Ontology annotation, molecular function: protein phosphatase inhibitor activity.